Molecule: messenger RNA, 1214 nt
Organism: Dioscorea cayenensis subsp. rotundata (Guinea yam)
Lineage: Eukaryota; Viridiplantae; Streptophyta; Magnoliopsida; Dioscoreales; Dioscoreaceae
Product: AT-hook motif nuclear-localized protein 26-like
Exons: 2
Coding region: 110-817 (235 amino acids)
Cellular component (GO): nucleus
Molecular function (GO): minor groove of adenine-thymine-rich DNA binding; DNA-binding transcription factor activity
Source: RefSeq, a predicted model, not a curated record
CCCCACUGCCACCCAAAGCAGUGGGAGUAACAAUAACCCCAACGACGAUGACGACAGUGGUGGCAAUGCUGAUGACCAGACCGCUGCUGGCGGGGCUGGAUCUGUUGAGAUGGCAGAGACUGGUGGCUCGGCUGGGAGCAAUAACGGCCGGCGGCCCCGUGGCCGCCCACCCGGAUCCAAGAACAAACCGAAGCCACCCAUCAUCAUCACUCGAGAUAGUCCCAACGCUCUCCGUUCCCACGUUCUCGAGAUCGCCAACGGUACUGACAUCAUGGAAGCCAUGAACAACUUCGCUCGCAAGAGACAGCGCGGUGUUUGUAUUCUCAGUGCGAGCGGUGUCGUCACUAAUGUAUCUCUCCGCCAACCCGGUGCUCCGCCGGGAGCUGUAGUCACGCUACACGGCCGCUUUGAGAUUUUAAGUCUUUCCGGCGCGUUCCUUCCAGCGCCGUCGCCUCCGGAUGCUACGGGGCUGAAGGUGUAUCUCGCCGGCGGGCAAGGGCAGGUUGUGGGAGGCAGUGUCAUGGGGGAGCUGCUUGCUUCAGGGCCAGUCAUGGUCAUUGCUGCAACGUUUUCUAAUGCUACUUUUGAGCGACUACCAUUAGAGGAUGAUGCUCCGGCUGGUGAACAGCCGGUGUCGGAGGGGAUGCAGCUACAACAGAGUCCAGGUGGUUCUGCAGGUGCGGCUGGUUUGGCUGCUGAUCCUUCAUUAGCCCCCAUGUUGAACCUCCCCCCAAAUCUAAUCCCCAAUGGUCAGUUUCCACCUGACAUGUUUGGUGCCUGGCCUCCUUCAGCUCCUCGUCCUCCGUCCUACCAAUAAUUGGGAGGAGAUAAAAAAUAGCAAUCUAAACAGAUGGAACUCGCCUCUUAUGCCAGGAAAGAAUCACAAUGGCAUGAAUGAUGGGAGAGAAGUGAAUAUUGUCUUAUCAGACCACCACAUUGCAGCACCGAGCUUUUUUCUAGGUCGAUGAGCAUGUUGGCCAUUGCUAAUUCACCAUAGAACUAGAUAUCCCGUUACUAAUUCGGAUUUCAAUACUGGCAGGUGAUUGUUGUGUCUUAGUCUCAUUCUAAUUAAUGGUACUAUGUGUGUUAACUUCUCAUUUAAUUCUGGUCUAUUUACUAGAUGAAGAAAAAAAAUAUUGUGUACAUGAUUCUUGCGCUAUAUUGUCAACGACGUCGGUACACGGCACAAGAAAUCAUAGAUUAAUUUUCUGCCA